AUGGCAACCCGGGCUCUGGAAUCCCGCUUCGAGCACCUGUCAGUGAACGAUGAAAACGAUCCUGGCAAUGGAAGCAAAUACAAGUCAAAGAUAAUAACUUCCACAACAUCUUCUACCACCCAAACAUCCCAAAACGCCAAUCGAAACAAUCUUUUGAAGCUUGCGAUACAAAAUCAAAAUACAACCAACACCAUUGUCACGGUUCCGUCCCAAACUGCGCAAUGGCGAGGAUCGAGAAUUCAAAAUGGAUCCGGCUCACCACCACGAAACUCCGGCUCCCAAGAACUCACUAGAGCUGAACGAAAGUCAAAUCCACUGUAUGAACAACCAGCUGUCCCAAAACAAUUCCAUCUCGGCAUGUUCGAGAUUGGUCGUCCGCUGGGAAAGGGAAAAUUUGGUCGAGUUUAUCUAGUAAGAGAACGAAGCUCUGGCUUUGUCUGCGCUCUGAAAGUACUCCACAAGAAUGAGCUGAAGCAUGGCGGUGCCGAAACCCAAGUUCGGAGAGAGAUCGAAAUUCAAAGCAACUUACGACACAUAAACAUCUUACAGUUAUUCGGACACUUUCACGAUAGCAAACGAAUCUUCCUCAUCAUUGAAUUUGCAGCCAAAGGAGAACUUUACAAACAUCUUCGACGCGAAAAUAAAUUCCCAGAAUGGAAAGCCGCUCAAUACGUUGCCCAAAUGGCAGCUGCGUUGAAAUACUGCCACAAGAAGCACAUAAUGCAUCGUGAUAUCAAGCCGGAGAAUAUCCUCCUCGGUAGUCAUGGGGAAAUUAAGCUUUCUGAUUUUGGUUGGAGUGUGCACGCUCCCAGCAAUCGACGAGAGACACUUUGUGGAACUUUGGACUAUCUUCCUCCGGAGAUGUUGAAGCCUGGGCGGGACAAGAACGUGUACUCGAACAAGGUUGAUAUAUGGUCCCUUGGAGUCUUGAUGUACGAGUUCCUCGUGGGAGAGGCACCAUUUGAAGACACGCCUGUUAUGACGCAAAGAAAAAUCUCAAGGGGUGAGAUGACGGUACCAGGUUUUGUGAGCCCAGAAGCUAAAGAUCUGAUUAAGAGACUACUCGUCCUCGAUCCAGAGAAACGAAUAACUCUAGACCAGGUCCAAGAGCACCCAUGGAUCAUCAAGCAUUGCGUAAAGGGAGAAAGGGCGACCAUGCGAGAAUCCAAGUCUACGGGCAGCAAGUACUCGGGCUCUGGAGACGAAUGA
Molecule: messenger RNA, 1209 nt
Organism: Lachnellula hyalina
Lineage: Eukaryota; Fungi; Ascomycota; Leotiomycetes; Helotiales; Lachnaceae
Product: Serine/threonine-protein kinase
Exons: 3
Coding region: 1-1209 (402 amino acids)
Biological process (GO): protein phosphorylation; mitotic spindle organization; regulation of cytokinesis
Cellular component (GO): spindle pole centrosome; spindle microtubule; spindle midzone
Molecular function (GO): protein kinase activity; ATP binding
Source: RefSeq, a predicted model, not a curated record